CAGGAAUCACCUUAUAAUCGAUGUAAUAUACGAAAGUCAUGAAAAUGGUUGUGUAAUUAAACAACAAUAAAUUAGCGCAACCCUGUAUAUACAGUUUUUAUUUCUUGUAUAUAAAUAAUCGUACAUAGACAAUUCAUUUAUUUCAGUGUGGCCAUUGUUUGAAAUCAUCAAUCAUGAGAACGUUCCUUUUAGUAACAAUGGCUGUAAUAGCCUUAGCAGGAUUUGCAUUGGCUGACGAUGCGGUACCUGUGAAGAAACGACAAGAAGAUGUUCCCGCUAGAAAACGUCAAGAAGAAGCUCCUGCUAAAAAACGCCAAGAAGAAGCUCCUGCUAAAAAACGCCAAGAAGAGGUUCCUGCCAGGAAACGCCAAGAAGACGUCCCUGCUAAAAAACGUCAAGAGGACGCUCCUGCGAGAAAACGCCAAGAAGAGGCUCCUGCCAGGAAACGCCAAGAAGAUGCUCCCGCCAGAAAACGCCAAGAAGAUGCUCCCGCCAAAAAACGCCAAGAAGAUGUUCCUGCUAGAAAACGCCAAGAAGAAGUUCCCGCCAGAAAACGCCAAGAAGAAGUUCCUGCCAGAAAACGCCAAGAAGAUGCUCCUGCCAGGAAACGCCAAGAAGAAGCUCCUGCCAGGAAACGCCAAGAAGAUGCCCCUGCCAGAAAGCGACAAGACGAACUUCCUGCAAGAAGGAGAUCAGCAGGCAGAUAUCCAAGGCACAGACGUUUCCCCCACAGAAGAUGGAGACAUUAUUGAUGAGGUCACUAAUUAAAUAGUAGGAUGCGUAUAGGAAUUUUAUUUAUAUUGAACUAAAUUUAAUUUACAACUAACAGAAAUAAAAAUUUUAAGAUACCUCGCGUUUCAAUUGGCAUGAAAUUAUUGUAACACAAAAUUUUAUUCGGUAGGAAUUUGUUCAGUGUAAUAAAUGGAAAUAAAAGGGAAAAUGUCCAGAA
Phyllotreta striolata is the source of this 949-nucleotide messenger RNA. The record is from the annotation of a GenBank genome assembly. Lineage: Eukaryota; Metazoa; Arthropoda; Insecta; Coleoptera; Chrysomelidae.